AUGGGCAUAUGGAUACGUGUAAAAUUCUAUCUUUUGAAGACAUGCAUUGCAGAGGUAACUAACACGCCAUGGGGGGAGCGUAUGCGGAUCAAUUUCUUCCCGAGGGGCGCAAGAGUGCCAAAGUGCUCGCAUGCAUCGCCGUUUCUCGAUAUGCAAGGAUAA
Molecule: messenger RNA, 162 nt
Organism: Micromonas commoda
Lineage: Eukaryota; Viridiplantae; Chlorophyta; Mamiellophyceae; Mamiellales; Mamiellaceae
Exons: 2
Coding region: 1-162 (53 amino acids)
Source: RefSeq, a predicted model, not a curated record